AUGGGAAUAGGCGCACGAGGUACCUGGUUUUGUGGUAACCACCAGGCCUGCAUCACGUCAACAUGGUUCCGUGGUAACCUCCAGGCCUGCAUCACAUCAACAUGGUUCCGUGGUAACCUCCAGGCCUACAUCACGUCAACCUGGUUCCGUGGUAACCUCCAGGCCCGCACCACGUCAACCUGGUUCCGUGGUAACCUCCAGGCCUGCAUCACGUCAACAUGGUUCCGUGGUAACCUCCAGGCCUGCAUCACGUCAACCUGGUUCCGUGGUAACCUCCAGGCCUGCAUCACGUCAACCUGGUUCCGUGGCCUGCAUCACGUCAACCUGGUUCCGUGGUGGUCGCAGGCCUGCAUCAUGGCAACCUGGUUUCGUGGUAACCACCAAGUCUGCAUCACGUCAACCUGGUUCCGUGGUAACCUCCAGGCCUGCACCACGUCAACCUGGUUCCGUGGUGGUCGUCAGACCUGCAUCAAGUCAACCUGGUUCCGUGGUAACCUCCAGGCCUGCAUCACGUCAACCUGA
Haliotis rubra (blacklip abalone) is the source of this 522-nucleotide messenger RNA. RefSeq lists its product as uncharacterized. The transcript is spliced from 3 exons. The record is from RefSeq and is a predicted model, not a curated record. Lineage: Eukaryota; Metazoa; Mollusca; Gastropoda; Lepetellida; Haliotidae. The coding region runs from base 1 to 522 and encodes 173 amino acids.